CUUAUCGGACCAGGUGGAAAGCCCGGUGAAGUGCCAACUGAUGAAGAGCAAUCUACCGGUUUGGAGCGAUUCCAGCUGCUUGGAAAACUCGAAGGUGUAGAUGUGUUCGAUAUGAAACCUUUGGAGAUGACUAGGUUGGGAACUGUUGAAAGUCCUAUUCCCAUUUACUCUCUCUUCCCAGAACGACAUGUUGGAUGCACUGGUUAUCCUGCCGAUUCACACGACACUCUCUGGCUCACAGUGAAUAAUAAACGCAAGAAUGCUCGUUGUCCAGAGUGUGGAUGUGUGUACACUCUUGACUUCAAAGGCGACCCUGCUUUGCUCGAAGGGGGGCAUGACCACCAUUAG
Tremella mesenterica DSM 1558 is the source of this 348-nucleotide messenger RNA. RefSeq lists its product as uncharacterized. Gene Ontology annotation, cellular component: mitochondrial envelope. The record is from RefSeq and is a predicted model, not a curated record. Lineage: Eukaryota; Fungi; Basidiomycota; Tremellomycetes; Tremellales; Tremellaceae. The annotation marks the transcript as partial. The transcript has 4 exons. Gene Ontology annotation, biological process: mitochondrial electron transport, cytochrome c to oxygen.